AUGGCGCCAGCACUUGGAAAGCGAAAGCGCGUCACACGCGCCGAACUCGAGCAAGAAUCGCGGUCACCAUCGCCUUCGUCAGGCUCGGGCGACGACUCUGGUGCAGAGGAUCUCCAAGCAGUAUUUCGCCGCGCGUUCGAAGCAAAGUUUAAGCCUCUGCCGACAGAGCCCAAGAAACCCAAGAUUGAAGAUAUCCCUGUACAGGAGGAUGAGGAAGAAGAAGACGAGGAAGAGUCCGACUGGUCAGGCAUCAGCGACCACGAAAAUGACGUCGAAGUAGUCGAAUACCAUGACCCCCAUCGCGAACUCGACGAUACCGAGCGCGCAGAAAUGAAAGCUUUCAUGUCCUCCAAACCACCUACCUCAGCCUCGAAAUCUACUAGUACCUCAUCAUCCCAAAAGAGGAACAAAAAAAUCGAAGACGCCGACACAACCGAAGCCUCAAAUCUCAAAAACGAUCUCGCGCUCCAGAAACUCCUCCGGGAAUCCCAUCUCCUCUCCGCCUCUUCCUCAGGAACCUCAACCCCCAACACACUAACCGCCACGGGUGUCGAUCGCCACAAAUCAAUGGACCUACACCUUCAAUCCCUCGGCGCAAAGGGCUCCAUCUUCACUCAGAAAAAGAUGCCCAUGGCCCAGCGCAAACACAUGGAACUAAAGGCACGCACAACGGAGGCGAAACGCAGAGCGGAGGCUAGGGAAGCGGGUAUUGUGCUGGAGAAGGAAAACAAAGCGUCGACAGGCAAGAAAGUGGAGAGGAAGAGGGAGAGAGGUGUUGGUGGACCAAGUAUAGGCAAGUUUAGAGGGGGAACGCUGAGUUUGAGUAAGAAGGAUGUUAGGAGUAUUACUGGGGGUGGAGGGGCUAAAGGGAAGGGCAAGGGGAAGAAGGGGAAAAGGUGA
Bipolaris zeicola 26-R-13 is the source of this 900-nucleotide messenger RNA. RefSeq lists its product as uncharacterized. The record is from RefSeq and is a predicted model, not a curated record. Gene Ontology annotation, cellular component: nucleolus. Gene Ontology annotation, biological process: maturation of SSU-rRNA from tricistronic rRNA transcript (SSU-rRNA, 5.8S rRNA, LSU-rRNA). The transcript has a single exon. NCBI's taxonomy places the organism in Eukaryota, Fungi, Ascomycota, Dothideomycetes, Pleosporales, Pleosporaceae. Bases 1 to 900 code for a protein of 299 amino acids.